AUGACGGAUAUACAUGGUGACGAAUGCAACACAGUUGAUUGCUUACCCUCUACUACUGCAGGUUUCGGAUGUUUAGGCGGUCUUCCACGCGGUUUCGGUGAAGUUACAACUGCAGGCGCAGAUGAUGUUGCUGUUGUUGCUUGCAGAAGAUACUUCUUUGGCUUCCUUCCCCUUUUUCCAGGAGUAUGUACUGGUGGAGCCACAACCGACAACUCGUCUCUCCUAACCUCAUCAGCGGUGGAUGGGGAUGCAGACAUACCGAGCUGCUGA
Messenger RNA from Rodentolepis nana, 270 nucleotides. NCBI's taxonomy places the organism in Eukaryota, Metazoa, Platyhelminthes, Cestoda, Cyclophyllidea, Hymenolepididae. The record is from the annotation of a GenBank genome assembly.